UUUGGUUGACUGUGCUUGCUUGUUGCUUUGGUUUGUUAUAUUCUUCGUUCGUUUUUAUCUCUUUCCAUAUGGCUUCGCAGUUUCCGUCUAGGACAUGUUACACAUGCGGAUAUCCUCACCACUUUUUUCGUGAGUGUCCGCAGGGUAAUGGGGGAUCUCGGCCCCCGGCUACAGGAGCCAACGCUGUACCUACUGGGCCUCCCCUUCUUACCCUUCCGGCCCCUCAGAGUUCGGCAACUAACGCGGGUGUGCAUGUUGCUGGUACUGGUAGUCAUCACUAUGGCGGUAUUCCUCGUGCUAACUUCUGGAAGAGUAAUCAAGGAAAACUCGAUAGGGUGUUCGGAAAACUGUUGGCAGAUGAAGAAAAGGAGAAGAGGCAAAAGGAGGAGGAAGAACGAAUGAAACGGGAGAAGGAGGAGGAAGAACGACGUGCACAGUGGAAGAAAGAACGUGAAAAGUUCAAAGAAGACAUGGGUGUGCGAUUGGAGCAACGUAUGGACAAAGUGAUGGGUAGAACCAAGCAAGGGGAUUCCUCGGAGGAUGAGGUUACUCGGCUCAAGAAGGAGAAUGAGGAUUUGCGACGAGCAUUGCUCAGUGGCGGAGAAAGCAGUCACGUAGAGAAACUUAAAAAGGGACUGGCGGAACUUCAAACGUUGGUGGCUACUAAGCACACUAAGGAGGAUGAGAUGGCGGCGAUCCGUCAGGAGAUCGAGCAGCUCCGAUCUUCGGCCAGUGCCAGGGGGGACGUUGAGCGAGAGCUAGCUGACCUCAAGAGUGAGCUAGUUGUAUUGAGAGGGCAGAGUGAGCGAGCACUGAAUGAAUCUCAACGGUGGAAGGAUGAAGCUAUGCGGCCAGGUAAUAAACGCGGCAACAUAGCUUUGAGCACUCCGGAUGCUACUAAUCGAGGAACUCCUAGAGCACGAUGGACCGAUUUGGGGCAGGAUGGUGCCGACAGGUGGAAGGCUGAAUACCGUAAAUUGCAGGAGUUGAGGCGCGCAGACUUUGCUGAGGUAGAGAUGCUGAAAAAGAAACACGCUAUGGCAGCGUCGGAGGUUUUGAAUCUGCAGAAGAAGAUGAGUGAGUUGUCUGCGGAGGAUCGUGAGGCUGAGAAGACAGGAAGAGGCACUAAUCUCAAGGAGAAACUUGAAGCAGUAGCACUUCGUUCGGCGCGCAAAGGCAAGAAAGCUACUCCUAAUCGAGAUGGGACCAAGAAGACCACCGAUCGCUCUUCCUUUGUUGAGAAGCAAAAGAAGCAGCUUGGACAAAUUCGCAAAUCAGGACUGGAGACGCUGUGUAAGGAGGCCGGGCUUGGUACUGGUAAGGUUGAUGCCAUGAUUGAUGCGAUUGCUGAGCAUCGUGCCAUGCAAGCUUUUGGAAGUUUUCCUACAAGAAACAGGGAAACUGUUGUCAUUGACUCUGAAUCUACGCAGGAGGUGGGUAUUUCUGUGGAUGCACAUGAUGCCUCGAUAGAACUCUAGGUCGAUUCCCGGACGCGGCGUAUUUGUGGAG
This is a messenger RNA of Chara braunii, 1509 nucleotides long. Lineage: Eukaryota; Viridiplantae; Streptophyta; Charophyceae; Charales; Characeae. The record is from the annotation of a GenBank genome assembly.